AUGUUCAUCGAUGGGCACUAUCAAUAUCAUCCACCCCCGGACCUGGUCGAAGUCUCUGCAUACCCUGAGGACCUGGGCUGCCACGCGUGGCGGCGCCGGAAUUGGCUGGGCGUCGACCUGCCCGGCCCUCCACCUCGCCCGUCUAUGUCUGCCGAACAACCCCUCCUCUGGUACGCUCAAUCACCUCCUCCUCGUCCACCCCUCGGGACUCCGGAUCAGCAGCGCACGCGCAAAGAGCGCUUUACGAGUCAAGCGAUUUCACAAUUGCCGGCGGGUGCGGGACAGCUCGAACGCAGGCCAACUCUAUCCAAGAGGGCCGGGAGAUUUGGGGGUAUCAGAGUCAGUCUGAAAGACCUUGUGACUUCUCCGGACCGAACUACCAGUUCGCCACUUCUCGAGGAGCCCGCGCUGUGCCGUUCUCAAAGUCUAUCAUCGCAUCAGGCUUCAAGCGACAUGUUCAUUGCCCAGAAUGUGCGCCGGCGUGAGCGGACCUUCAUCGGCAGCUCAUGCGCUGCAUGCGAGGAGCCAUUGGAGCAUAUGCUGCGUGGCGAACGCGUCCUUCAAUUGACCUGUGGUCACAUUUCCCACGAGGCUUGCUUCUACGAGUACAUCAAGGAGUUUCAAGCGCAGACGUGUCCAACAUGCGACCAGCCGCUUGGAGUUGACACGAGCCGUGGCGGCAACAUCGACUUCGACAACAUCAACAAAUUGUUCCAGUCAGCCCAGCCCAAUGCGAAGCUCCAUCAGCAAGCAUCGCUGAACACACUGUCGACACGUUGUCCCUCGUCUGGAGAUAAGACGUUUGGAUCUAGUGUCACACCGACUCAGCAGACCGACACUCGGAGGCCUUCGCGGGACCAUUUACUACCGGAGGAACUGCAGUCGCCGACGUCUACUCCGUCCCAGUAUCGCUCUUGCCAUACUCGGAAUGAGACUGAAGAUAGUUCAGCGCUCUCGCGAGACCAUAGCGAAGCCCUCGCGGACUCCGAGUUCAGACCACAAGACCCGGACCUGCAAUCGAUUAUGACCUCAGCCUCGCGAACAGUGCCAAAGAAUCCAAUACCGACGCCAAUUGUGACGGUCCGAAGCGAGUUCCCAACUUUGACAAAGUCCCGGCACCUGCAAAGCCUGACCUGCCUGAUCACCGUCGAAGUUCCCGAGGGUAAAUGGAAUCCUCAGCCAGAAGACAUCCGGAGCCCACCACUCGUACCAUCCACAAUUUCUCAGGAGCCAUAUCGGCCAACGAGAUUUGUUCGCUCGCCAAAGAUCCCACGACCUGUUGAUAGUAUUCACGAAGACACGGGCUUCGAGGAGGCCAAGGAAGAACUUCUCAACCGCGUGGAAAACUGGCAUGGACUGGAAUUCGAUCGAUUCGGGAAACUGCUCCUUCACGGCCUUGUGUCUGUGGGCAAGGAUCGAAACACUUGGCAGGAAUUGCAGUGCUAUCUUUUCAGCGAGAUGCUGAUAUGCGUCAAGGAGAAGAGAGUGCCCGCCACGGCCUCUUCACGCGACAGACCUACUACCACCCGUUGGACACUCAAGGGCUCAAUACUGAUAAGAAAACAUCUAGAAGAUGUCGAGGUGGUGGACGAAAACGUUCUGGCACUGAGUCUAUCGGUCGCCGAACUGCCAGCUUUCAACCUACGCUUCGCCGACAUGGAGCAGCUAGAAGUUUGGCGUACAGCUCUGAAGAACAUCUACCAACCCGAAACUCCCACGCCGACCUCGCCGGUCCAUAACUUUGAGCGGGAAAAUUCUGGCACCGACGACGACGAGUAUAGCAUGCCGCGGACCGCUCGCCAUAUAUCCUCGAUCCGCUCGUCAGGCUGGCCCGGAGAUCAUUCUCCAGGAACAGCCCCGACAGAGUACAGCACAGCUCGUGUCAGAGAUACGCAUCCUUCAAGAAUACACAUCCCUCUCGAUGUUGUUGUCGUCAUUCCCGUCUCGUCUUCCAUGCAAGGCCUCAAAGUCGACCUGCUUCGAGACGCCUUGAGAUUCCUCAUCUCCAACCUGGGCGAACGGGAUCGCCUUGGAAUAGUCACGUUCGGCUCCGGUGGUGGCGGCGUGUCAUUAGUGGGCCUUUCCAACAAGUCAUGGAGUGGCUGGUCCCAAGGGCUGGAAGCGGUUCGACCCAUCGCUCACAAAAACAUGCGAUCCGAUGUCGUCGAGGGAGCAAACGGUGCGAUGGAUAUGCUCAUGCAGCGCAAGACCGUCAACGCCCUCUCCCAGAUCGUACUCAUCAGCGACUCUGCAACAUCCGACAACGAAGGCGUCGACUUUGUCGUUUCACGAGCCGAAGCGGCAAAGAUAUCGAUAUACUCCUUCGGCCUGGGUUUGACUCACAAGCCCGACGCGAUGGUGGAGAUGUCGACACGGACCAAAGCUAGCUAUACCUACGUCAAGGACUGGAUGAUGCUACGGGAGUGCUUGGCCGGAUGCCUGGGUGCUCUUCAAUCCACAUCACACCAGAACGUGAAGAUGAAGCUGCGUCUUCCGGAAGGCUCCCCGGCCAAGUUUGUGAAAAUCAACGGCGCGCUACAAAUCACGAAGCGUGCUACGGGACGUGAUGCGGAGGUGCUGCUCGGCGACUUGCGAUUCGGCGACAAGCGUGAGGUCCUGGUACAAUUGGCCGUGCAGCCAGAUAGCUCUGCCCCUGAUGCGGCACCGGCAGACCCGUGGGACAAUAUGGUGUCCGGACUGGAAGCCAUGAGCUCCAUAGAGCAGGACUCAGUCCGAGGAUUCUCCAUCGAAGAGCUGCCACUCCUCCAGGCUGACCUGGUCUGGGGAGACCUCCUACAGGACGGCCACAUCACUCAACUUCCUCGACCAUCGCUCCUGGCAAUAACGGUGCUCCCUCCCAAAUCCCGGAACAGCUACCACUCAUCCACACCACUCAUCCCGCCUCACCCUUCAGUGGUACAACGCCGCAUGGAACUCCUAACCUCCGACAUGCUCUCCCGCGCCCUCGGUCUCGUCGCACGCGGCCAACACGAACGCGCCCAACACCUCCUGACAGAAACCCGCUCCAUCCUCAAAGGUCUCGGCAAAGGCGGUUUGCCCGCUCUCCCAACCGCCACACCUCCACCAAACUACGCCCUUCCACCGACUCCUUCAACCAACGGCCCCCGGGCCUCCCCGACCUCUCCCAGCGAUACCUCCUUCCCCAACCCACCCAAGUCCACAUCUGCUUUACCUACAACCCACGACUUCGUCAAGACCUUCUCCUCCUCCUCCUCCGCCGCCGACAUCGACAAAGCCACCAUGGAAGCUCUGGAUAACGAACUGCAGACAAGUCUGGAAUAUAUUCUGCACCCGCAGGUUUUCGCUCGAGACGCCCGCAAGGCGAUGCUACAGGCGAUUGGCACGAUCAGUUCGCAGCGGGGUUUUACGUUUCGUACGGGAUCGGAGUCACUAUGGGCGGCGAGGAUACCGGGUGUACGGCGAUUGACGGAACGGAGUCGGGUGUGGCGGGACGUUAGUGAUAGAGCGCUGGUGGAGGAGUGA
Molecule: messenger RNA, 3504 nt
Organism: Zymoseptoria tritici IPO323
Lineage: Eukaryota; Fungi; Ascomycota; Dothideomycetes; Mycosphaerellales; Mycosphaerellaceae
Exons: 4
Coding region: 1-3504 (1167 amino acids)
Source: RefSeq, a predicted model, not a curated record